Messenger RNA from Triticum aestivum (bread wheat), 2237 nucleotides. RefSeq lists its product as uncharacterized. Bases 1 to 1014 code for a protein of 337 amino acids. The record is from RefSeq and is a predicted model, not a curated record. The transcript is spliced from 9 exons. Lineage: Eukaryota; Viridiplantae; Streptophyta; Magnoliopsida; Poales; Poaceae.
AUGCUGAGACCCCCUGAGUGCCGUCUAUCCGUUGAGAGUUGCGCGUGCGAGAAGACGAAAGCAGUGUCGUUAUUCUCCGUUGAAUCUUCACACGGUUCAGACUGGCUCGUCAGAUCUCGAUCUGGUUCAUCUCCCAAACGACGCCCCAGCCCCGAGAGGAGCCGCCGCCGCCACCGGGGAACGAGAGGAGCCGCCGCCUGCAGUUGCGGAGGAGCGGAGCUGGCCGGGUUUGCGGGGGAAGCCGGCGCGGGCGAAGCCGGCAGGACGGGCUGCGGGGAAACCGGCAAGCCGGGCGGCGGGAGCCGGCGGCCAGGAAGCGGCAGAAGCCGGCCUGCGUGGGGUGGGAGCCGGUCGAGGCACGAGAGCCGCGCGGAGGCCGGCGCGAGGCUGGGGAGCCCGCAGCCGGAGCGGGGGCGCCCAGGCGGCACAGCGAGGCGGGACCGCGGGAGCAGCGCGGCACCGGGCGGAGCAGGCGGUGACGCAGCGCCGCGGGGGCGCGCACGCGGAGGUGCAGGUGCCCGCGCGCGCGGCGGAGCAGCGAGGGGCCGACGACCACCACAGUACCUUCAUAUCCUCUGCUGCAGCAGAUGCAGAUGGAGCACACCGUGGGAUAUCCCCAUCCACCACGGUCACUGCCGUCAAGGGCUUCUUCAUGGAUCUGGGACGCCAUGGACCUGCAGCUCCUCAAGGUUCUUGUACCCCAACCUCUCGGACCCCUUGAACGGGGAGGCGGCUUCGCUGAUGACGCGCGACAAGAAGGCAUACAACCAGAAAGUCCAAGGGCAGAGGGAUUUGGUCGAGGACCGCAGCGUCGGCGACCCAGGUACAAGCACGUGGCGGCGUGGCGGCAACUGGGAUGCACAUGAGGCUACUGUUCUUCUACCGGUUCACAGCGUCCAUGUGACACCGCCGAGCCCUUCAUUUGCGUCCUCCUGGGAGACCACCAUGCAGCACCAAGGUGAGAAUAUAGAUGAUAGGAGAAUGGGGGAAGAUAUAAAUGCCUUGAGUGAAUAAAUAAAUGGACGAUUCAUGGGGCUUCACUAAUGGAUAGCAUCACACUGUCGCCUGAAAUUGCUUUAGUGUAUACACCCAGGGUAUGUAUAUGGAACUAGCUACGUGAGUCAUGUACUCAUGUUUGAAAUAUAUUAUUUCCUGAUGAAGGUGUCAUGGCUUUGGCUGGACGUAAGAACAUGCUUGGAGGUGAUUGGUAAUUUAAGAUUAAUCUUUGUUGCAACAUAGCUUCUUGCCAGGAAUUAUCGGGACAUUUUUACCAAGUAAUUGAUUUUUUUUCUUUGAGCUGCAGUUUGUUAACCAACUAGAUGCACCAUUUUUGACAAAGAAGGCCCCUUACUGUCCAUUUUCUUUGCAUCCUCGUGCGGAUUUUUACACGCCCGUUUUCUGUAGCAGGCGCCUACAUGCUCAUGUUAGAGUUAAUGGAGGAUGAAGUGUGACCGUACUAUCUCCUUGUGUCUACAACGACGUGUGUCAGUACUGUCUCCUUGACCGGCUCCUUAGGCUCUCCCUGUGCGGUAGCGGCUCAAUCUCCGCGGUGCCGUCGAGGAGGGGCUGGGGCGGCCGUGUCUGGUGCGCUCUCGCUACUCAUCGACCUUGCUGUUACUACCUCAUCCUUGAAGCCAUGGGUGGCCUCUAAUUUUCCCUUUGGAGUGUUGAAUGCAAACUGCAAAAGUAGAGCUGGUUGGCUAGCUGUUGAUUUGAUCGGGGGAUAGCAUAUGAAGUGAGUAAACAGAAAGAAAGUGAGUAAACAGAAAGAAAGUGAGCAUCCAAGCAGGAACUGCAAAUGCUCUAUUUUAGUCAAAGCAUGGGAAUGUGCACAAGGGAAAGUCACCUCUUCAUCCGAGCAGGGGUGGCGAGGGAACAGAAAUGGUCGUGGUGAAAGUCGAUUUAGUGCAUCAAGGAUUGGAGGUUGUGAGAUUUUCAAGAGGUGAUGAAGCACAAUUUGUUAUCGUGCCUUAUAACAUAUAUAGCAGUCGAUGAUGAGUACAAGCAUAAGAUGGUUGGCAAUCUUUAGAGCAUGAGACAUACCUUUGCAGUCUGUAAGAGGAUCAAAUAACAUGUUUUGUUGACAAGGAUGAUUUUGGAAUUUCUAUAUAACAUGCAUGUACAAUAUGUUAACGAAGCUACAUGAAUGCUCGAUGCUCUGUUCAAGACUUCUCGAGUAGAAGUGUGUAUCAGUUUAUCAUUUUCAUCUUCCUAAAUAAAACCAUCGAUGUUUAACA